Sodiomyces alkalinus F11 is the source of this 3237-nucleotide messenger RNA. RefSeq names its product exodeoxyribonuclease. Gene Ontology annotation, cellular component: nucleus. The coding region runs from base 373 to 2763 and encodes 796 amino acids. Gene Ontology annotation, biological process: DNA recombination; DNA double-strand break processing; mismatch repair. The transcript is spliced from 3 exons. The record is from RefSeq and is a predicted model, not a curated record. Gene Ontology annotation, molecular function: 5'-flap endonuclease activity; metal ion binding; 5'-3' DNA exonuclease activity. NCBI's taxonomy places the organism in Eukaryota, Fungi, Ascomycota, Sordariomycetes, Glomerellales, Plectosphaerellaceae.
CUGCUGGCUCUUGCCUCUUCACAAUCACUUCACUUCGCCCUGCGGUUUCUUCUUGCUUUACUAGUCCCUUCGAUUUACAUCUGACCUGAAAACCUUUCCGUCUCCUUCUGAUAAACGGAAUCGUACGCGUCUUCAGACCUUCCAUUCGGUUACCUCCAGUCCUCGAGCUCCGAGAAGGCCUUCGAAGCUUCGUUGGACCGUCUCCCGUGUACUCUCUCUCAGAGUCCGAAGUAUCCUUGAAUGAUCAUUCAGAUUAUUGUGUCCUGAGCUGGGUCUUAUCGGCGCGAAGGGACGCAAGUCCAUUGAGAAGAAGUCGGCCCAUUGAACCUCGAGGGCCGUGGCCAUUGUGCCUCCCUCUUCAACUGAUCGACAAUGGGCGUCACAGGGCUUCUUCCACUUCUCAAAUCCAUCCAGAAAUCAACCGAACUCAAGAAAUUCGCUGGGGAGACCCUCGGCGUUGACGCCUAUGGAUGGCUUCAUCGCGGCGCCGUGGCAUGUGCCAUGGAGCUUGCACAAGGCAAACCAACUCGCAAGUAUGUCGACUUCGCCAUGCACCGGGUUCGCAUGCUCCGUCAUUUUGGAGUGACUCCCUAUGUCGUCUUUGACGGCGACUUCCUCCCCAGCAAGUCCAUGACCGAAGGAUCUCGCGCGAAACGGAGGGAAGAAAGCAAGAAACUCGGCAUGGAACUUCUCAAGGCCGGAAAGCCUUCUCAGGCCUACCUCGAAUUCCAAAAGGCCAUCGACGUCACCCCAGAGAUGGCUCGCAACCUCAUCGAUGAGCUCAAGAAACUGCAGAUCCAGUACGUCGUCGCUCCCUAUGAGGCCGAUGCUCAGCUCGUCUAUCUUGAGCGCAAAGGUCUCGUCGGCGGCAUUAUCUCCGAGGACUCGGACUUGCUGGUCUUUGGCUGCAAGCGCCUCUUGACCAAACUCGACCAGUACGGCAACUGCGUUGAGAUCAACCGCCGAGAUUUCUGCGCUUGCCGCGAGAUUUCCCUGACGGGCUGGACCGAUGCCGAUUUCCGCCGCAUGGCAAUUCUGAGUGGUUGCGACUAUCUGGCCGGUAUUAACAAUAUGGGCCUCAAGACUGCCCAUCGGAUGAUUCGCAAGUACAAGACUCCGGAACGCCUCGUUCGCAUGCUUCAGUUCGAGGGCAAGCACCGUAUCCCGGAGGACUACUUGUCUCAGUUCUUCAAGGCGGAACUCACAUUCCUCCACCAGCGCGUCUUUUGUCCCAUCAAGCAGGAGCUGGUGUUCCUGACCGAACCUCAGGAGGGACAAGGCGUGGAGGAUAUGCCGUUCAUCGGGGGGUACGUGGAGCCGACCGUUGCAAGAGCCGUGGCCGAGGGCGACGUGAAUCCUAUGACGAAGCUUCGCAUCACGCCUGCCCCUAUGCCCGAGUCAAAACGUCGCCACUCGCAGUCCGCCGCCCGAGCUUCAGCCCCAACCGCCACAUUCCCUUCUGUCAUCUCCGGUCUCGCGACUGCUCGACCUGGGCCUGGCACUCUGACCAAGUCCAUCGAUUCGUAUUUCAAGGGCCAUCGCCGCAUCCCGAUGGGAGAGAUGGAUCCCAACUGCUUUUCCGUCGACCCACAAAGAGUUGCCGCGCUCACACACAAUGGUCUCGUACCGCGUGUUUUCCCUCUCCCUAGACCUUACGUCGAGGAGCCAAGAUCCGCAACCACCGCGCAGCAGCGGCCCUAUGUGGCCGACGCCUCCACUGCGCCCCAACUUCGUCGCCGCAGCGAACCCAUCGGCAAUCUGCUUGCUCGGGCUACUGGGGCCACCACGUCCUCUAGUCGUCGCCAAACGACGGGUCCACAGUCCAACUCGGCCGCUGAUAUAGAUGCGCUCGUUAUGGGAGCAGCUCAGCGGCCGCCCAAGAAGAUCCGACUGUGCGCCGAUGCUGAUGCCAACGAGCAGACGGAACAGAGGAGCAAGUUCUUCUCGACGCAUAAGAAACGAAUUGCAGAUGCGGAGAAGAAGGACGAGCUUCUUUUCUCGGACGACUCCAUUGAAGAGGCUUUACUUAGCCUUCCUGAUGUUGACAGAUGGCACGAUGUGUCAUCGUCGCGACGAUCCAUCACCGUUUACGAGGAAUCCCCAACUCAGACUACGGGCAAGACCCAUGGUACGGACAGUCAGUCGACUUCCAAGGAUGGCGAGCCGGCCUCGCCUUCGAAUGUUUCCCCGCCGGAACUCCCCGAGACAGACGGGGUCACGUCGGAACCGCCAAGCGCCACGCCCUUGACGUCCUCGCUUUCGCGAUUUGCUUACUCGAAGGGUUGUUCUGUUUCGGUCCAAGACACCCCCUCUUCGGCGGCUUCAUCGCAGUCAUCUAUCUUCACACCGUCAACUUCGGACCCAUCGACAGUGGCAUCGUCCUUCGCUUACUCCACUAUUCGAUCCUCGUCUGCAACGGCCACCAAGAAUCAGCUUCUCACACCUCUGCAGCGCAUCGGAUUCCGAGCCUUGCAGCGGAAGCCGGCAUCUCAUCACAAGGCGAGAUCCCCCAAGGCCAGUCCUAAGAGGCGAGGCAAGCGGGAGAGCCUGGCCUCGCUUCCAGUGAACCCAUCAUUCGUUCCGCUUCCGAAGGUCGACCUGGAUGAAGUCGAGGCUCUCAACAAACCUCUGGGCAGCGAGGAUCACAUGGUUCCCGAUAGUGACGGCGAGAACGACAUGGAUGAAAUUAAGCUCUCGGGCCUCAACGGCGGAUGCGAGUCUCCUCGGACCACCGCCCUGGAUCUCUCUCGCUUCACUUAUUAACUAAACUGUGCGGCGUUUUGUGUCCUGACGGCACUCUCUGUACAUCUGUGGGAAUUAGAUACCCUCUGUUGCAUUUCUACAUCACGACAUGAGUAUCACGGCUUGCAAACUAUUGUGGAGUUUGGCACUGGGAGAGAACAGCUUUCUGCAUCACAUCGGCUGGCUCAGAGUGCGAUGAUCUUCUCCCCAGCUCUUUUCCACAGAAACGCAAGCUAGCAUCAUGCCCGUUCUCUACCUUUUAUCGGCUCUCACCCGAGAAUUCUCCGGAGGAGGAGUUCAGUAACUGGUUGGAGUUCAGGAGAUAAUGGGCGAGAAUAAAUAUUGAUGGCAAGGAUGGAUAGAUUCUGCGCAAGAGAAGCUUGUUUGUUGGUUCGCGACACAGUCAUGUCUCUGGGAUUCGGGACGCGUAGCAUACCCCAAGGCGUUAAGGAUUAGCUAUUGAUAGGCGUAAUACGGACGGCACUCUUUCGUCUC